This is a messenger RNA of Solanum tuberosum (potato), 1434 nucleotides long. RefSeq lists its product as uncharacterized. The record is from RefSeq and is a predicted model, not a curated record. The transcript has 7 exons. Lineage: Eukaryota; Viridiplantae; Streptophyta; Magnoliopsida; Solanales; Solanaceae. The coding region runs from base 150 to 896 and encodes 248 amino acids.
UCUCUAGUAAAAGAACGACUAUCACCACCACGACGAGUGGGUCGUCUCCAACAAGUGGGUCAUCUCCGACUAGAGCCUCAUCUCCGACAACUUCAACAAGUGAUUUGUGGGUUCAUCUCCAACAUCUUCACAAAAAGAUUUUGAUAGUCAUGAGUCAAGAAGGACCUUCAAGAAGAAACAAAGUUACCAAAAAAAGGACAUAUGCUAAACCUGGAACAUUAUCAUCCUUGGUACAACAAAGACGAUCAUUUUUGACAACACAAGAAACUCUUCAGGCUGUGCGGUCAGAGAAAAAGCACUUGCUAAAGUUAAUUGAGAAAGAACAACCAAUUGCAAAAAAACAACAAGUUACACCACAAGCUGAAACAAAUAAACAAUGUGUUGAGGAGCAACCAACUAUAGAGGAGCAACCAAUUAUAGAGGAGGAGGUGCAAAUAGAUUCUACAAGUACUCUUCCAAUAAACGAACAAUCCGAAGAACAAGCUUCAGACCUGUCCACUCAAAAAAAUACGAGAGGUACAACACAAAUGCAAAGUGUACAUGGGAGAAAUGAUCGUAAGCUGGUCCUACUGAACAACAACAAUCAGCCUGUUGGUCCAACCAAAGAUGUUGUUGUAGAGUUAAGUAGCUUCCUUGGCACAUUGGCAAGGAAUGCAACUCUUUGCCCUCUAGACAUAUUAGAUUGGAGGUAUAUGGACACAAAAGAUGAUUUAUGGACAUAUACACAGGAGAAAUAUGCUAUCACUGAUGAUGCAAAAGAAUGGGUGUUAGAAGUAAUUGGAUCUGCUUGGAGAAGACAUAAAUUUGAUUUGAAGAAAUUAUGUUACAAACCUUGUACUAGUCAUGAAGUUCUAAUGGCAAAAACGACCUCCUUAUGUUCCAGAAUGUCAACUUAAGGAACUACUCAAAUAUUGGGACUCCGAUAAACAUAAGAAAAUGUCUGAAACCAAUACUAAGAAUCGGAAAAAGUUGAAGAAUUCACAUACUGCUGGAAAAAUAAGUUUUGCUUUAGUCCGCAAUAAUUUGGAGAAAAAAAAGGAAACUUCUGUAUCACUUAAGGAGCUAUUUGUGGUUACAAGAACAAGACACCCCGAACGUUUGUACAAGGACACAAAUGAAGACACCAUUAGUAAAAUUGCUGAAAUGGAGGAAAUUGAAAAACAACAAAGUGUAGAUGGUAGUGAGUCUGUUGAUGCAUUUUCUUCUGUAAUGGGUCCUGAACAUCCAGGACGUCUUAGAUUAUAUGGACGGGGAGUUACAAAGAGUUCUUUGAAAAGGAAAGCAGGCAAUUCUGAACCAGUUUCAACUACCACAAAUGAUGCAGUACAACAAAUGGAAGAAAGGAUACAGAAAAUGGAGGAACAAAUGGAGGAGAAAAAGAGAACCAUUCAACAAGAUGUUACUGCAAAUAUAAUUGCACAACUUCAACGUGCG